UUUGCAUGUAGAGCUGAAAGAGGAAACCCAAAAAUAUCAACUGAUUAUAGUGAACUAAAGUUUGUCUGGUCUGCAGGUCAGUGUGUUUCUACUCUAAUAUAUUUCCUCAUUUGUUAAUAUGUCUCUGAUGAACUUUCAUGUUGACUUUUAAUCUGCCAUAACACACAGAUAUACAGCAAAGUGAAAAAAAUGAAAGUUUUUCACAUUUAUUACAUAUAUUUAUGUGUGAUGUUAACUUGUCUCAUCUUUCUUAUAACUAGUGUAAGAUGGGGCACAGCAGUGAGAGCCAGCCAAAACUCACACAUGGUAUGAAAAAAGCGAGAUAAAAAAUAGAGGCGAGAGAGAAGGACAGAGAGACGACAAGAAAGCGCCUAGAAGUGUGUGAGAACACAGAUCUGAGAAACCACAGCGAUAACGUAUAACAACAGCGUCAAUGAAAAGCACGCAGUACUGUUUGAAACGAGAUGCAUUCAGUGUUCCUCGUCCAGCAGCCUCUCUGACAGUGAGUCCCGACAGAGAGAAACAUUUCACUGAUCAAAACGUCUCAUUAAGAUGUGAUGCAGAAUCUACCGGUGGGAGAAUAAGAUAUUAUAGACAAAUAAACACUCGGUCAUAUCUGUAUGAGUGCUCCACCUGGUGGACGACGGACAAAUCCUCAUGUAUGGCUAACAGUCAGUCGAAGUAUAAAGCUGUGUACUGGUGUGAGUCUGGAUCAGAGUUCAGCAAUGCAGUCAACAUCACUAUAUACAAGCCAAAGUCAGUUCUGACUGUGUCUCCAUCAUGGCCAAGUCCUGGAGCCUCAGUGACGCUGACAUGUAACCAUGACGACCAGUCUGCAGGCUGGAGGUUCUACUGGUUUAAAGCUGCUCCUCAUAAGUCUGAGGACGGCUACAGAUACGAGCUGCUGCCUGACAGCAUCAGUGGGACUGUCCAGGAUUCAUUCAUCAUACAUGAACAGAAUCACACAUCAGGAUAUUCAUGUAGAGCUGGAAGAGGAAACCCAGAGCUUUUUACUGAUUACAGUGAACCAAAGUUUGUCUGGUCUGCAGUCUCCCAUCCAGCAGCGUCUCUCUCAGUGAGUCCUGACAGAGAGCAACACUUCACCUCUGAGUCUGUGACUCUGAACUGUGGAGGAAACUCUACUGAGUGGAGAGUGAGGAGGUUUUCAGAAUCAGGUUACCUGAUCGUCAUAGUAAACUGCUAUUACUGGGGGAAAAUGUCUGGAUCCUCCUGCAUCGUUAAAAAUCUGUCAAACCCUAAGUCAGUGUACUGGUGUGAGUCUGGAUCAGGAGAGUUCAGCAACGCAGCCAACAUCACCUCACACAAUGAAGAUCUUCUCCUGGUGAGCCCCGUCCAUCCUGUGACUGAAGGAGCUUCUGUUACUCUGAGCUGCAGACUGAGAGGAGAAAACCAACUUUCUAAUGUGAUUUUCUAUCACAAUGACAAACUGAUCCAAAGUGACAGCAGAGCAGAGCUGAAUAUCUCUGCAGUGUCUCAGUCAGAUGAAGGUUUCUACAAGUGUGAACAUUCAGGAAAAGUUUCACCUCAGAGCUGGAUGGCAGUUAAAGGUGUUUCCAAACCUGGGAGCUCUUCGUUUCCAGUGCUGCUGGUCCUCGGUGUAGUUUGUGGAUCCGUACUUGUCAUUCUGCUGCUCCUGCUGUGUUGCUUUAGGCUUUCCAAAGGUUCUUCUCACAGGGCGAUCCAGUCAGAGAUCGCUUAUCAGGGAUCUUCUAUAGAUCAGCCUCUCAAUCAGACCUCAACCAAUGAAUACAACUUGUCUUCUCAUGAUGAAGACGAAGCCGGUGACGUCACAUACGCUCACAUUAAGUUCAAAAAGGCCAAACAGGCGACCAAGUCCUCCAAAAGAGGCAGAGUCCGACACAGUGCGCUGGAUGUGAAAGGGAGGCCUCACGACCCAGAAGAGGGCACUGUUUACGCCGAUGUGAGGACAGCAGCUGCAGAAGCACUGAGUGCUGCAGCAGCUGACGCAGCGCUUUAUUCUGAAGUCAGGAAAGGAUCUAAGAAGAGAGUAAGCUAGUUGGGUUAACUCUAAACUGCACAUUAUUUAAUAGAGCAUAUAUUUUUCAUAUAAAAUGUCGCGUAAGCAUUACCUGAAAGAUCUUAUUUCACAAGUCUUGUCAGUGAACUCCAUAGAUAAAACCAAAGCUUUUUUUUUUUUUUGCUAAACCAGUUAUAUUUUGUUUUCUAUCUAAACACCAGACAUUUUUCCUCUUAUUUAUGGAACAUGUUGACUCAGUAAUGUUUUUAUCUAUUUUAUAUCCCUGUAAAUAAAAUAAACGCUUUUAUUUGUGUCAUUCCUAAUA
Molecule: messenger RNA, 2324 nt
Organism: Xiphophorus maculatus (southern platyfish)
Lineage: Eukaryota; Metazoa; Chordata; Actinopteri; Cyprinodontiformes; Poeciliidae
Product: obscurin-like
Exons: 11
Coding region: 434-2038 (534 amino acids)
Biological process (GO): cell surface receptor signaling pathway
Molecular function (GO): transmembrane signaling receptor activity
Source: RefSeq, a predicted model, not a curated record